ACUAAAAUAGUAUGCAAAAUAUAAAUAUGUAACAAAAUGUAAAGCCAUAGGCUAUGGGAAUCCUACCCAACCCUUCCUGGAUGAAUGUAAUGACUCAUAGUUUCCUUUACUUCAUGUAAUCAUUUUCUAUAUGAUGUGACCAGUUAAAUAGUUGCGCUUCUCUAUUCUAUUUAUAACUGAAACGUCACGCCUUGUCUUCCAAGGCAUUGCACACAUUCAUGUCAAUAGGAACUCUAGUUGGUGUUUCAGAGUCCCUCUAGUGGCGAUUCUUUCCUCCUGCAGUUUUUACCGAGGACAUGUUCUUACAUGUCUGAGGAGGCAAUGUCUAGGCAUAUCCCGGCCACUGCCACGUGACAGUGAGUCAUGGCUGCUCAGUACAAAUACAGUCCCGGCAGCAGCAGCAACAGUCAGCUGCUGUGGUGUGGUGUGGUGUGGUGUGGUCACUGAGGAAGACUAAAACAAUGUGUCGAAUGAUGGUGAGUCAAAAGCUCAUCCCAAGACGUCAGGGGAGCGGCACCGCACGACGGAACCUGUUCGGCCCGGUCAACCACAAGCAGUUGCACGUGUUCUUCCGGACUGAAAUGAGGAAAGACCUGGAGGAGGCGUCGCGGCGCUGGAGCUACGACUUCAUUGCCGACAAGCCUCUGGAGAGCGGCCAUUUCCACUGGGAGAGUGUCCCGGGCACCACGGUGCCGCGGCUUUUCAGGGCCGGUGUGAUCGCUCAGACGAAAGGUCAAAGGGCGGCAGUCGGUCCCAAGAAAAGAAGAGCGGCGACGUCACCAAAGUGCGAGAAGGAGAACUUCCCUGAAUACGCGUUGGAAAGAUGUCCUCUGGACGUGGAGAAAACACCAGAGAAGGAAGAAAAAGUCGGGCUCAGAAGGAAACAAACUAACAUUACAGAUUUCUAUCAGGCAAAACGAAGAGUGGUUGGAACGCAGAGUAAAUCUGUGGAGUGAAUCCUUCAGCAGUCCCUGAUGGAGUGCCAAUAUUCCAUCACUCAGAAGGGACCUCAACACCUUGUCUUCACGGUUCAUUAGACAAACUUUAUUGAUCCACAAGGGAAAUUGUUCAAAAUUAGGGUGCUUUUUUUUGAAGGGGAGGAAGAUUGAACGGGUGGUUUAGGUUUUCCAAGUUGGUAAGAAGUUGACAUUUGAUCUGGGGAGAUUACCGUUAAUCUCCUCAAUGGUGGAUUUAUACUCAUUUGGAUCAAGCGGGUGUCCAAGUGUCGACUGAAUUAUUCCAUCUGUGCAUUCCGCAACUCAGUGGUGGACAAUACUUAAGAUGAACAAUAAUAAUACUUGAAACACCUCAGAGUUCAUAACAGUCUUCCUCGAGGAAUGUCAUCCAUUGAAGAUGGAAGGUCCUCUUGACUAACAGGAGUCCACUUUUUGUUGUUGGGGAAUGAGUCAUUUUAAUGUUAACUCGACAUAAGCACUUCCUUUCCAAAGUAUAUUUACCUUUUACAGCUCGGGAUAUUUCUGUGUGGAGGUUGCAUGUUCUCCCCGUUACUGCGUGUGUUCCCUCUGGGUACUCCGGCUUCCUUCCACCUCCAAAGACAUGCAUCUGGGGAUAGGUUAAUUGGUAACACUAAAUUGGCCCUAGACAUGCACCUGGGGAUAGGUUGAUUGGUAACACUAAAUUGGCCCUAGACAUGCACCUGGGAUAUAGGUUGAUUGGUAACACUAAAUUGGCCCUAGACAUGCACCUGGGGAUAGGUUGAUUGGUAACACUAAAUUGGCCCUAGACAUGCACCUGGGGAUAGGUUGAUUGGUAACACUAAAUUGGCCCUAGACAUGCACCUGGGGAUAGGUUGAUUGGUAACACUAAAUUGGCCCUAGACAUGCACCUGGGGAUAGGUUGAUUGGUAACACUAAAUUGGCCCUAGACAUGCACCUGGGGAUAGGUUGAUUGGUAACACUAAAUUAGCCCUAGUGUGAGAGUGAGUGUGAAUGUUGUCUGUCUAUCUGUGUUGGCCCUGUGAUGAGGUGGCGCCUUGUCCAGGGUGUACCCCGCCUUCCACCCGAAUGCAGCUGAGAUAGGCUCCAGCACCCCCGUGACCCCGAACGGGAUAAGCGGUAGAAAAUGGAUGGCUGGAUAUCCACACGCACCACCAAUUCACAGGAAUAACACUUAGAAGAGUUCUAAUGUGCUAAAUUUAGAUUAGACACGGGUGCCAUCAUGUUGUCUUCUGUCUUGUGCACUGAACGGUUAACACAGUUGAACACAUGUACAAAAUGUAUGUAUAUAUAUAUAUAUAUAUAUAUAUAUAUAUAUAUAUAUAUGAUAUAGAUAUUAGUUUUAUAGUAUAUAGUUUAUCACUGCAUUGUAAAGUAGCAUUGAUGAAUAGUAAACCCAUUGCAGUAUUGCACAUGCACACAUCCAGCAUUAGUGUUUUCACAUGCAGUAAUUUAAGCGCUUAAUGGUGUACCACCUGUAACAAUCAUGCAGUGCAUCAGACUUCAUUGUGAUCUGCCUCAAAUGUUUGUCUCAUCAUGGAUCCUACGUAUGCUCCUGCUGCUGUGGCUGAGCAGAACAUGUUCAACACGGCGACUGAAACGCUAAUCAUGACAAACUGAUGUGCACAGCUGUUUUAUGUGUAAAGCUACAAAAUGAAAAAUAUAUUUAUUGUCCCAUGCCUUGUUGAUUUACUUUGUUAUGAAAUUAAAUUAAAGUGUCAGAAUUUG
Molecule: messenger RNA, 2684 nt
Organism: Nerophis lumbriciformis (worm pipefish)
Lineage: Eukaryota; Metazoa; Chordata; Actinopteri; Syngnathiformes; Syngnathidae
Gene: cdkn1a
Product: cyclin dependent kinase inhibitor 1A
Biological process (GO): DNA damage response; signal transduction by p53 class mediator; negative regulation of cyclin-dependent protein serine/threonine kinase activity
Cellular component (GO): cyclin-dependent protein kinase holoenzyme complex; nucleus
Molecular function (GO): cyclin-dependent protein serine/threonine kinase inhibitor activity
Source: RefSeq, a predicted model, not a curated record